Trichophyton rubrum CBS 118892 is the source of this 1395-nucleotide messenger RNA. RefSeq lists its product as uncharacterized. The record is from RefSeq and is a predicted model, not a curated record. Lineage: Eukaryota; Fungi; Ascomycota; Eurotiomycetes; Onygenales; Arthrodermataceae. Bases 1 to 1395 code for a protein of 464 amino acids. The transcript has a single exon.
AUGACAGACUCCCUGCUAAAGGUUAAGGAGGAUAAGGAGGAUAAGGAACAGGACAAAGAGGAUGAUGAGAAGGAGGAGAAUGAAGCAGAAGAAAAGUUUGACCCCACCCUUUGCGCGAUGCUAUACAACCGCCUUAUCCGAAUUGGCUUUGAUGGCAGCAAUCGAGAGCAAGAAGGGGAGUCCCUUCAGACCAACUGGUUUGAAGUAUGGAAGACAGAUCCUAAGGUCGAAAAAUGCCGCGAAAGAUUCAGCGAGCCUCUGAUUAAAUUCCUCGAACAGAUUGAAAUAGUCGUUCGAAAAGAUGGCUCUGCUCCCUAUCACGACGUACUAAUCUAUAAUUACAAGUCAAUAAUGUCACCAACGGGUAUAGAUGAUGAUCUAGGGCUAGGAGUUUUGAAAGAUGAGGGUUAUGACUGCAUCUGUCUAUUCUCAACCAACAUGGCCUCUGUCCCGCAUCGGUUGGGCUUAGUUAUGGAUUUAGACGAUCUUCUCGUUCGAUAUAUACCCAGCUUUUCUUGCCAUUACGACAUCGAGGAUACCAGACGCUGGUAUACGUUGGAGGAUGUGUUGCUUAAGCUCAAUUGUAUGGCCGAGAUUGGAAAAUAUGUGCCAGUUAUUCGCGACAAUGAGUUCAGGAGUACAUUGGAGUCUGGGUGGAAAGCCGUUCCCUGGACAGAUUCCACUCUGAACGAUACUCUCGCUGCAUGGGAAGACCUGGUUAAUACCAUCACUACACGUCUUCCUGACCAUUCUUCCAAACAAGAUACCCAGUCCGAACCGGAACGACUAGCUGCAGAGGACAAAAUACCGUCAUCCAUACGCGGGUUUACUCGUGGAUUUCUAGUGCGCGCAUUGAAACCGUCUUUCAAAUACAUUGCUCCUGGACUAACUGUCUACGAUUAUCGUACCCCGCCACCACCAAUUCCCAUGAAAAGGGACCGGGAUGAGACUAUGAUAUAUGCUACACCAUACCAGGAGAUCCGCGGUGCAGUGCACCACAGUCCUAUCAUUCUAUUCCCAUUUGAGGAGCCAGUGGAAGGGGAGGUUGCUGGGCUCUGGAUCCUCCCGGAGGAGGACUGGGCAGAUUCCAUCCGUCUAGUUCUUCCAUAUGAGCUAAACAAGUUUCCUACAGCGCGUCGUAUGUUCUAUAUGCAAAACCGUACAGGUCUAUUCCAGAGCCCAGAAUGCCCGUUGUACGACGACCACCAUACAAGUCUAAGGACUCUGCUCAUAUUUUGGAAAGAGUUGGUGGAGAAGGGAGUCUGGACAGUGGGUGCCGAGGGUAUCGAGGGAGGGAAAGACUUCUAUCGACAUGCAGAGGAUAAAGAAAAAGGGGACUGGUUUGACGUUGGAGAAUGCUUCGAUUUUCCGCCAUACGUCGAAAUUCACCUCUAG